CUGUUGUUCUGAUGUCUGAGAACUAUUAUAAUUUAUCAUAGAGAGUAAAUAGCUUGUGGUUUAUAAAUUGUGAAAAGAUUAAGGAUUUAUAGUUAUUACAUUAUGAUUGGAGGUUAGCUUCAAUUAUCAAGAAUUAUUACGGCUUGAUCAGAAAUGCAAUCAGAAUGCUGUAUCUUAAGCAUAAGUUGUAGUUUAUCAGCGGUACGUGCAGAGCCGUAAGCUUUACCUAGGUCGAACCAGCGUUUGCUCGUACCACAUAUUUAAGGUAUGCGUCUUACAGCGCGCCAUCGCUUUCAAAUUGUAAAACGCUUAAUUGGCUUAUAUUUCAUUUUCAAACGGAUAUAUUGCUGUUUGUGCUACAUGCAUUAUUGAAAUGAAAGAAGUAACAAUAUUAUGUGAUAUCUUAACGUCUUACUAGUUUCGGGCACAACAUUCAAUUCCUCCAUAACAGUUGGCAGAAUAAAACUAGAACAGAUAUGUGUUGUACAUUUCGAAAUCGGCAGUAUCUAACGAUUAGACAUUGUCGGCGAAUAUAAAACACACAGUCGCAAAUAAUCAUCUUAGAAAGAAGCAAGGUGUUUUACUAAUUACCGGUAAUCAUGUUUGACCAUGCUUCUCCAAGCAAGGAAGGAAAAUCUGAAAACUGCUCGCAUUUCCUCCCCGCUAAUUUCGAUUAUUUCGGGGCAGCGAUUUUCUCUUAUUGUUGCUUUGUGAUUUCGCUAUAAUGGUGUGUAAUUUGUACUUGGGAUGUUGGAUGGUGGGUUUUUGGAAGCCUGUAGCGUGACGUGAAGUGUAAGUAAGGCAGAGGGAAAGUGGUAAUUCUCUGUUUCACGGCGAAUCAUCUAUCUAUUCAUGUCAGUGUUGUUUGGAAUUACGCAUGGAUAUGAACGAUUCGUUCGUUAUCUAAGUUAAAGAUAAUUUAAUAGUGGGAUUAGUGAAUUGGAAUUACCAAUACUUGGAAUAAUUUCAUUGCAUUACUACUUGCGUGUUAUGACUUUUGCAAUAUGCGAACCUAGUUGACUCAAUUACAAAUGGGAUGAAUGAAUUGCGCAUCAUUUAUUAGUUUCAAUAUUUCUCCAAUUUGAAGAAUUCAAGGUGUGUCAUUGUACAAGUGUUAUUGUAAAAAGUUUGAUUGACGAACAGCCUGCUGUUCUUUACAACCAGUAGACAACCCAAAGAUAUAGUAUUUUGAAUAUAAGGCGAUGUACGUCUCCUGAGAUGUCGACCACGUUCCAUCUAUAUUGCUAUGUUCCUUCAGUGAUAUAUGAGACAACAACAUGCUCGUAAAUCUGAACGGGCAUCGAUAAGUUAUAAAUCACUGGUAUUUUAACCGAUCGGACUAGACAAGGAUUUACAAAUGCCUUCGAUUGUUUCCCCACGAAGUCUUGCACUUUUACUUAGUUAUCACGAGAUUCCAGGCCGGUAUUUGAAGGCAACUGUUAACGACAAGGUAUAACAAAAAUGGCGGAACUCGUUUUAAUUACCCAUGACUAAUAGUGCUAAAAAUUGAAAAGCAGCUGAAAUAAAAAAUACAUUUUGCGUUUUCGAUAAAUGCGAAACUCUGAACAUAACUGUUUUCAAAUCACGAGAUCUCAGAUUGCGAUCUGUUUUGUCUUAGGAAACCUUCGAUCCUUUCAAUAAAUCAUCCAUACACUUCCGACCCAAAUUUUUGCACAAAACAACUCAUAAAGACAAUGGUGCGCCAGAAGAAACAUACAACUACAUUUCAAAGAAUUUUAAUUUCUUUGUAUCCAAUAUUACUGUUGACUAUUCAUUUUACCGAUGUUAAAACCCAAUAUACAGGCUGCAAGUUGGAGAGAUUGCAUGUCGGCAACUUGGUUAUCCGGUUGACUAGCGGAACGACGGUUACAGGAAUGAAGGUGCAGUUUACACCUGCAUGUAAUUUACGAGAUGUUGACGAAUUUCGUGGUCUUCAGUUUGGUAUUAUACGAGACUCCGAAAAAUUGUCAUAUCGUUUUAUGAUAAACAAAAGCUUGGGUCGACCAAAAGAAUCAACCAUAUAUGCAACCAACCAUAAACAAGUGUGUCCUCAGCCCCGGAUAAGUGACCUGACCUACCUAGAAACACUUCCGCUAAGUGUGAGGACCAGGCUGACGGAAAUAGGGAGUUACACUGUACAUCAAUCUGAGGAAUGUUUGUGGCUGAACGUGUUUGUUCCUACCAAAGACUGGAACGAGACUGACCGACUCCCAGUGAUGAUCUUCGUGCACGGAGAGUCGUACGAAGUGGGAACGGGCAACGCGUACGAUGGCAGCGUCCUGGCAAGCUACGGCGGUGUGAUCGUAAUCACCGUCAACUACAGGCUUGGUGUGCUAGGGUUCCUCCAGACAGGUGACAACAAAGCGGAGGGUAACUAUGCGCUUUGGGACCUGAUCGCAAUCUUGUACUGGGUGAAGGACAACAUCGCAAAGUUUAAUGGCGACCCUAACCGCGUCACGCUGUUUGGUCAUGGACAUGGGGCUGCGCUUGUUAAUCUACUUCUCUUUAGGAAAGAGGAGCUCAAUGACUUGGAAAAAGCUCUGUUCAGCAAUGUGAUCCUUCAAAGCGGUUCUGCUCUUAGUACAUGGGCUACAUCGAUCGAUGCCAAGCGUUGUGCCCAUCUCAUGGCCCAUCGGGUCAACUGUUCCCAUUCUGUCAACAGUUCCGAGGGUCUAGUGGCUUGUUUCCGCCAAAAGUCCGUUGAAGAGCUAGUUCGGAGCGUUCCGUUGACCCCGAAGUACUUUACAUGCUUUGCUCCUAGUAUAGAUAAACACAUGAAGGGUGCACUGUUUCCGGAAGAUAAAUCAUUGGAAGAUCUUGUAAGGUCCCGAACUACAAAAUCCUUUAGCAAUACCAGAAUGAUGGUUGGUUUGACAAGGAAAGAAGCGUACUCAUAUCUCAACCAAAGCGAAAUACAAAACGGGAUUUCAGAACAUAGAAAAGCUCAGAUCAUGCGCACAUACGUCCAGAAUGUUUACAAAUACAACAGACAAAAGAUAUACGACAUUUUAGAGCACGAAUAUACGCAAUGGGAGAGGCCGGAGAGCAACUUCAGUCGCCGGGACGAGGUGAUGGAUAUGUUGAGCGACGGUCAAUACAAGGCCCCACUAAUCAAGAUGGCCCAAGAACAUUCUAAGGUCAAUGAUACCUACUUCUACUCAUUCGCGUACUCGACUCAGUCGGAAGACUUUCCCCAGUGGUCGGGCGGUGUGCACGGAGAUGAGCUGCCCUACGUGUUCGGGGCUCCACUUGUGGGCGGACUUUCACCUUUCCCCUCAACGUAUACCAGCCAAGAGGUAGAACUCAGCAAGUUCAUGAUGCGUAUGUGGACGAACUUCGCCAAAACAGGUGACCCGAAUCUUCCGGAAUGGAGCAGCACAGAGCGAGACAGGAACAACCAGUACUUCACUGAAGAGCGCUGGCCCAAAUACAACCAAACCACGCAAAGUUACCUUCAUAUAGGUAAUAUAGGUCGAAAAGGUACUAAGGUGAAGGAUUUCUAUCACGGCCGAGAAGCAGCCCUCUGGAAUCAGUUGAUACCUAAACUAAAUGAAGGCGACGGCAACAGCUCAGAUGCUUCAAACCAACUGGACAAUGCCGAGGACAUGACAACAUUUGAUGACCCGAGCCGCCUUGUUACUAAAUUCCGAUCUAUAUUUCCGUCACCACCACCCCCACCUUACACACUACCUUACACACCAUCGCUGCAGAGCGACACCAGCCGGGUUUCACGAGUCGAUGAAACCACCCAGGAAACGAUAGAAUCCAGUGUUAAGCCUGAAAAACAUACCAUAGGCAUCGAGAAUAAGGCGGUUGGGGUAGCUAAGGUCUCUAAAGCUGAGUCGAACAAUGUUCCACUUAGUGUUGUGAUCGUGGUAGGCUGCACUUUAUUGUUCAUAAAUCUGUGUUUUUUUGUUGGAAUGUACGUUCAGAGGAAAAGGAUUGCGAAGUUACGGAGUGACCCACGGAACCAUCAGCAUGAUUCUGGGUCCGGUGCUAGUGGAAAUAACAUAAGAAAUACUGACACAUUCAGUACUCACGCAGCUCUACCUGAGGCGGUGAAUCAGGUACAUACAAAUGACCCGUCGCAAGCAAAAAAGCUUGCAGCUAUCAAUCACAAAACCCCCUUGGAAGGACCUCCGAUGUAUACAGCCAUAUCAAAGCCUGUUGUCCCAUCUCAGGGACCGGGUGGGUAUUCGUAUAGUGCAUUAUCUCAAACACCAUCAUCCCCUAUGCAUUCGCAAAACAAAAGCUUUAUCACCAACAUGAAUAAACCUCUGACCGCAGGUGGAACUGUACCUUCACAUAUUGGCAAUACCGCUGCGUCUAGUGCCAGUAACUCUAAUACAGUGAGAAAUCCGGGACCCGACAGGUCCCCUAAACCUGACCCAAGGGCCAAAAAUGUAGCUCGAGGAAAUCAUACGCUUUCCUCAAACAAUGCCAUUACUAUAGUAUAGUUCUUGGUUUACGUGACGUGUGUUUAUGUGUUUGAAUCUUUUGUUUGAUUCAAUCUCAAACAAAGUAGAAACAAAACUGUUGUAGUUACUAUUGAACCGAUUUUUUGAUUAUGAUGUAGAAUGUAGUAUGGAAUAUUUGAAGUGUAUCUUUUUUCUUUUUCUUUUUUUAAAUAAAAGUUUUAUUUUAUCUUUAAAAAGAGCAAAUAGCUUUUGCAGGGUAUCGGAACUUACUUCUCCCGAACAAAAGUACGAAAGACCCUUAGUGACAUUUCAAAAUCACGAUUUCAACUUCACGAAUUCAACUUCAUGAUUUCAUUACACAACUUAAUUUCACGAUAUCACAGAUUCAUCUGUUCACGACGUUACGGUUUCAACUUCUUUUCUUCACAAUUUCACUACACUGUAUUUUAAUUUGGAAAUUCACGACAAAACGGUUUCAACUCAGUUGAAAAGUCACCAUGCGUCUUUCGUACAAAACACAAAUUUUGCUAUAUAGUAACACUAUUAGUUGAAGAGUAAUUACUGCCAAAUAUACUGCAAUGAAAAAUGCUAUUCUAGUUUUCAACAAAAUGUACCGGAACAUAUGAAAAAAAACUAGGACGUAUCUCACUUUUGUGGAAAAUGACAAACAUUUCCGUUAUUUAAUUUAUAUUUUUAGAGACUGCGAAAAUGUAGGGUUUGACGCAAUGGAUAUGUUACAGAAAUGUUGAAGCGUUACGCUAAAUUGUUGUCAAUAAUAGUUGUUUAGUCCUAAAUAGUUUUAUCAUUGUUGGAUAUACUAGAGCAUGACAAUCAAGUUGAUUUGAAAUGUUUAUUUGAUUCUCUUUUUUAUAUGUAUGUAUAUUUUUUUCUAACGACUAUGUAAAAAAUAUUUAUAUAAGAAAUACUUUAUUGUAUUGCAACUUCUACUCUCAAAUAUGGCAAAGAAAUUGUAUGGAUAUAUAUGGAAUCUCGUGAAAUGAAUUUGUAGUCUGUAAAAUAUUGUUGCAUACAUAUAUAUGAACUCUCACCAAAGUAAGUUAUUUUUAUAGUUUGUAAAAUAAGGUUGCAUAAAAAUAUAUAAAAAAGUAUAUACUCUCGCGAAAUGAUGGUAUUUUGUUAUCUGUAAAGUAAGGUUGCAGAAAUAUAUAUGAAUUCUCGCGAAAUAAAGGUAAUUUGCAGUCUGUAAAAUAAGAUUGCAUAAUUAUAUAAUAAUGGACUCUCGCGAAAUGAAAGAACUUUGUGGUCUGUAAAAUAAGGUUCUGAACACUUAUAAAGAAAAUGGUGUAUAAUGUUAUUUAUAUAUCUGUGUGAAAUAGUUACCUUUUUAUAUUUUCCACAUGCAUCGUAAUAUUGUAUACUGGCCAGUUUAGGAGCCUCAUAAAUGUCUAUACAGUGUGUAAUGCGCCUCCUUCGAUUUCAAUACAAAUGUUUGCGUGAAAACAUCGGUGUCUUAUGUGCCUACUUCAAUUCUAUACAAACAUUUUGCGUGACGACAUAAUUGUUGUAUGCACCUCUUCCAGGUUCUCUUCAAAUAUAUGCGUGACAACUUCAUUGUUUGCGUGACAACAGCAUUGUUUGCGUGACAACAUUAUUCUUUGCGUGACAACAUCAGUCUUUGCGUGACAAUUUCAUUGUUUGCGUGACAACAUCAUAGUUAGCGUGACAACAUCAUUUAUAUCGGAUUAUAAUAAGAAAGAUAAAAUUUAUUUCAUUCGUAAAAAAAUAAUACUUUAAACACACGUUUUUCAAGUUAUAGGAAUGUGUAUAUGGAAUCAAAUAAAAAUAUUUUUGACUAAGCUAACAUGAAAAAAAUGUUUGAAGAGUUCGCGUCAUUAUUUUGAUCUUAGAUAAAGCGUUUGUGUAAUUCGAAAAAUAAAUUAACAAAUAUUAUGGGGUUUUAUUUCAUUCAGUCAAUUGUGUUUUUGUGUCCCUCGUUCAGAGUUGUAUUGGCCCUUUACGUGUGCCUAUAAAUAGGGUUUACAUUCGAAUGUUUGAUAGUAGUUUUUAUUGUAUUAAUGACUGUUUGCUGAUUGUUUUUGAAACUAAUGAUCAGUUGUAUUUUCUCAAAGUUUGCUGUAUUAAAGGCGUCCUGAAUCUUGA
This is a messenger RNA of Mya arenaria, 6539 nucleotides long. Its product is annotated as neuroligin-4, X-linked-like. Gene Ontology annotation, cellular component: postsynaptic membrane; synapse; cell surface. Gene Ontology annotation, molecular function: signaling receptor activity; neurexin family protein binding. The coding region runs from base 1695 to 4457 and encodes 920 amino acids. The record is from RefSeq and is a predicted model, not a curated record. Lineage: Eukaryota; Metazoa; Mollusca; Bivalvia; Myida; Myidae. The transcript is spliced from 6 exons. Gene Ontology annotation, biological process: chemical synaptic transmission; neuron cell-cell adhesion; postsynaptic membrane assembly.